This is a messenger RNA of Centruroides sculpturatus (bark scorpion), 1620 nucleotides long. RefSeq lists its product as uncharacterized. The transcript is spliced from 2 exons. The record is from RefSeq and is a predicted model, not a curated record. Lineage: Eukaryota; Metazoa; Arthropoda; Arachnida; Scorpiones; Buthidae. Bases 195 to 1445 code for a protein of 416 amino acids.
AUCCCUCAAAUAAACUAAUUUGCAUAUAAAGUGGGAGACGAAUGAGGUAAUCCUUUCUAAUUUGGUGGUGAAUGUAACGUGAAGGAAAAUACACUGCAAAGCAUUAGAAACGUAAUCGUUCGGUGAAAUUUGGAAAAUAUUCGAUAUUAUCCCUUUAAAUCGGCGUGAAUAUUAUUGAUUUAGUGUAAAGGAAGAUGUCAAAGGUAAAAGUGGAAGAAAUAUUUAACUCGGAUGAAGUGACUUUACUCAAUGAUAAUGGAGAAUCUGUUGUAGUAUUACGAGAACGCUUGAUAGAAAAGGGAGGAUUACUGAAUAACUUCAUAAUUGUGUGUCCCAACGAAAGGAAAUUUAUUCUUAAACUGCCCCUGACAUUAGAAAUGCUCAAUGAAUUUUCCAGAUAUUUGGAGAUAAACGUUUUUAACUGCCCUUCUGUGGAUAAAGGAUUCGAACUGUACUUAAUCAGCAAACGUUACUUCAUCAGAGACCUGGAACGAAUGUGUUUAUAUUAUUUCGUACAGUCGAUUCUGCCUAGAAACUUUUGCCGUGUCCACGAUUUGGCAUGCAGUCACGACGAAAAACAGUUGAAAUAUCGCUGUUGGGAAUAUUUUACUACGUCCGAAAAUGACUUAUUCGACACCGACGACUUCAAAUCGUGUGAAGAAACUACCAUGUACAAGUUAUUGAUGUGCUCCUACUUUUACGGGAUGGAUGAAUCUGAUUUGGUGCAUGGACUUCUCGAGUGGGUCGAGCAGAAAUUUCGUAAAUUGAAAAGGAUAAGUGAUAACAUAUCGAAAGGAGACUUAAUAAGACCUUUCCUUCCAUUAAUUAGACUUUUUAUUAUAACACCAGAGUUAAUAGAACGUCUUUUUACCUACAUUACACCAGAUUGCAUUUCGACAAAGGAAGUUGAAUCCAUAAGAAAUUAUCAAACUCAUAAGAAUGUAGCCACCCUUCCAUCAGUUAUAUCUGCUUACUCUGCACAGCGAGAAAUUUUCGAUUAUUAUCCUAUAGUUGUCGGAAACUUUAGGACUACGGAAGAAUUAAAACGAAACACAAGGAUGAAGGUACAUUUUCGGUUUAUGGCCGAUUUGUGGGUUCCUGAAAAUUGUGUUAUAUGUGCAUUUCAACUGCCAAUAAAGCAUCGAAACCAUAAAGGAGUAGAGGUUUUGAUGGGUGUAAAGUCGACCUAUUCACAGGAUUUCGUAUACGAAAGACACGUUUGUACUAUGGAUGGAGUAGUACGUUUUCCAAAGCUGAAAUACUUGAAGAGGGGCAAUUUUCACAUAUUUUUAGUUAAGAUUCCGAAGGAAGAAAUAAAAACCACCUUGAUACAGGUUUUAAAAUGCAGUUGUAGAUAUCAGCCGAUCUACGAUUUCAGAGCUCAGGCUACAAGACUUUUAGAAAAGGAAACAACAUUCAAUUUUGGUAUUUCUCUUACUUUCUAAAACUUGUAAACAUGCUUUUUAUUGGAUAAUUUAUGCAUUUUUAGAACGACAAAUGUUUUCUUUCACCUUUUGUAUAGCUUUAUAUGAUCUUACGAAUAUUUUUCCAUGUGUUAAUGGAGGAAAUACAGUCGACCCCCUUUAACACUUUUGAUUUUUCCGUUUUAUAUGAAUUCCA